Messenger RNA from Trypanosoma theileri, 2412 nucleotides. Its product is annotated as ATP-dependent Clp protease subunit, heat shock protein 78. The record is from RefSeq and is a predicted model, not a curated record. Gene Ontology annotation, cellular component: cytoplasm. Lineage: Eukaryota; Euglenozoa; Kinetoplastea; Trypanosomatida; Trypanosomatidae. Gene Ontology annotation, biological process: cellular response to heat. Gene Ontology annotation, molecular function: ATP hydrolysis activity; ATP binding. The transcript has a single exon. The coding region runs from base 1 to 2412 and encodes 803 amino acids.
AUGAUGCGACGUGUAUCUUUCCGUGGUGGUAUGGCUUUAACAGCUGCUUUGAUGAAAUGCAGCCGCGGUGGUGUUACGGCUUCUUCAACAAUGAUGCCGUUCUCUCUCUCAAGUGGUGUGCAAUGCCGUCUGCAAUCAAGUGUGGCUCCAUGGGGCAGUGGUGGAAGUGGUGGAAGUGGUGGAAACAGCAACAACGGCAACAAUCAACAACAAGGACGUGCGUGGGUGAACCCGCAGGCGGUGCCUCCUGGUGAGUUUCUAAACAAGUAUGCGCGUAACUUAACAGAGGAGGCGCGUCUUGGUCGUCUGGAUCCUAUCAUUGGUCGUGAGGAGAUUAUUCGUCGUACAAUUCAAGUGUUAAGCCGACGGACGAAAAAUAACCCUGUACUCAUUGGUGAACCUGGUGUGGGUAAGACCGCCAUUGUGGAGGGUUUGGCCCAACGUAUUGUGAGUGGUGAGGUGCCGGAGAGCAUUAAAAACAAAAAGGUAUAUGCACUUGAUAUGGGAUCCCUUGUGGCUGGAGCUAAAUAUCGUGGUGAAUUUGAAGAACGACUAAAGGGGGUAUUGAAGGAUACGAUUGAGUCACAGGGAAAAGUUAUUCUCUUCAUUGAUGAACUACACACAUUGGUUGGAGCUGGUGCAUCUGGUGAUGGUUCUAUGGAUGCGGCGAACUUGUUAAAACCAUCUCUCGCACGUGGUGAGUUGCACUGCGUGGGUGCGACCACACUGGAUGAGUAUCGUCGACAUAUUGAAAAAGAUGCCGCACUCGCGCGAAGGUUUCAAUCAGUACUUGUGACGGAACCAACCGUGGAGGAAACUAUUUCGGUGCUACGUGGUAUUAAAGAAAAGUAUGAGGCACAUCAUGGUUGUCUUAUUAAAGAUGAAGCACUUGUGUAUGCGGCGGUGAAUUCACAUCGUUAUCUCUCUGAUCGUCGAUUACCCGAUAAGGCGAUUGAUCUCAUUGAUGAGGCGGCGAGUCGUCUGCGAUUGCAACAGGAGUCCAAACCAGAACAGUUGGACAGUGUGGAACGUGAAUUGGUACGACUAAAGAUUGAGGCCGAGGCUGUAAAGAAGGACAAGGAUGAACUUGGCAAAGCGAAACUUGAACAAAUAUACAAACGUAUUGAAGAACGACAAAAGGAAUAUGAUGAACUGGAGGUACGCUGGAAAAAGGAAAAGGCUAUGUUUGAUCGCAUUAAACAACGUACAGAAGAUUUGGAUGUCUUGCGGCAUCAAUAUGAACAGGCACGAACGGAGGGUGACUUUGCGCGGGCAUCUGAAAUUUUACAUGGUCGUAUUCCUGAAGUGAAAAAAGAAAUUGAGGCGGAUAAACUUGCCACUAAGAAGGAAGGAUUCCUUACACAUGACUCUGUUACAUCUGCGGAUAUUGCCCAAGUAAUUGCCCGAGCUACAGGUAUUCCUGUUCAGAAACUCAUGACAGGUGAACGUGAGAAACUUAUUCACAUGGAUGAGGAACUUCGCCGACGUGUGUUGGGACAAGAUGAGGCGAUUGCAUCUAUUACAAAUGUUGUACGCAUCUCACGUGCCGAGUUACACUCUCACAAACGCCCAUUGGGCUCAUUUCUCUUUCUCGGUCCCACUGGUGUUGGUAAGACAGAAGUAUGUAAACAACUGGCGAAAUUCCUCUUUGAUGAUGAGUCUUUUAUUUGCCGUAUUGAUAUGAGUGAAUACAUGGAGCGACACUCUGUACAUCGUCUGAUUGGAGCUCCACCAGGUUAUGUUGGAUAUGAAGAGGGUGGUCAACUCACCGAGUCUGUACGCCGACGACCAUAUCAAAUUGUUCUCUUUGAUGAGUUUGAAAAGGCACAUCCAAGUGUUUCCAAUAUUCUCCUUCAGGUAUUGGAUGAGGGACACCUCACAGACAGUCACGGAAGACGUGUGGACUUUAAGAAUACCAUCAUUAUUCUCACAUCCAACAUUGGGGCCGAUAUCAUCGCGGCAUUACCAGAAGGGGUGCCAUCCUCACAUGCCAUGAAAGAUGUAAUGCGGCAAGUUCAACAGCGAAUGACACCAGAGUUUAUUAAUCGUCUGGAUGAUAUUAUCAUGUUUAACCGUCUCGGCAGACCAGAAAUUCGUAAGAUUGUUGAAUUACUAUUUGAACAAGUCAGUGCUAUGCUAAAGGAACAAGAAAUCACACUUGAGGUUCCAACAGAAGUGUACGAUUGGUUUGCGGCGAAGGGUUACAGUCCAGUCUACGGCGCACGACCUCUUAAGCGCCUCAUGCAAACAUCAUUACUGAACCAACUCGCAUUGAUGUUGCUUGACGGCCGUAUUCGAAGUAAAGAUACGGUAAAGCUCGAGAUACGGAAUGACAGUGUUUAUGUUGUGCCAAAUCACAAGGCCAUCACAACAGCGAAUAGCUCUACUGACGAUAUUGGACUCAUUAAUUAA